Megalopta genalis is the source of this 5338-nucleotide messenger RNA. RefSeq names its product O-GlcNAcase (gene Oga). Gene Ontology annotation, molecular function: beta-N-acetylglucosaminidase activity. Lineage: Eukaryota; Metazoa; Arthropoda; Insecta; Hymenoptera; Halictidae. Gene Ontology annotation, biological process: glycoprotein metabolic process. The record is from RefSeq and is a predicted model, not a curated record.
CAGCUAUAUUCAUAGAACACAAUUUAUUUCACGCAUACGUUCUGGAAUUUGUUUCUCGAAAAAACAUCGGUAUUUCGUAUCUAAUCGAGUAAACACAUAAUCUGUGGUAUUGACUAGGAAUCUAGUCUAGGAUACAUAUCAUCAGUUGAUAUUAGUAUAUCUAUUAAUGUAGUCCAGUGGUGCAGUGCAGUCUGUUACACGAACAUAGAAAACGGAAUUUUCGUUCCUACGGGAUCGCAUCAGUUCUAAGUGAAUUUUCAUUUCCUUGCUAGGUUCGCAAGGAAUGCUGUCGUAACGUUCGUUCAACAAAAUUGUACACCCCGAAUAAUACCAGCACUGGUUUCUUGUUCCCCCUGUAAUCGUCUCUUAGAAAAACGGCAACAUUUUGCAUGCAACUUCUUUGAUCAUUUACGUUGUCCGAAACUAUAUAGACGUGUCUCUUGUGAUCCGCAAUGGCGGAGACAAAUGGGGCCGUGAAUUUGAAUACGGAAAAUGGAAACUUUAUUUGCGGCGUCGUCGAAGGUUUCUAUGGACGGCCUUGGACCACUGAACAGAGGAAAGAUCUAUUUCAAAAAUUAAAAAAAUGGGGAAUGGACUCGUACUUGUAUGCUCCAAAAGAUGAUUACAAGCACCGUGCGUACUGGAGGGAUUUGUAUACCGUAGAAGAAGCAGAACAUUUGACUGGUUUGAUAACAGCUGCUAAAGAUUGUGGUAUCACUUUUUAUUAUGCUCUAUCACCAGGAUUAGAUAUCACUUAUUCAAGUACAAAAGAAGUUACUAUAUUGAAAAGGAAGUUAGAGCAAGUCAGUCAGUUUGGUUGUACUGCGUUUGCAUUGUUAUUCGAUGACAUAGAACCAGAAAUGAGUGAAGCGGACAAAGAAGUAUUUCAAUCCUUUGCCCAUGCACAAGUUUCUGUUACAAACGAUAUAUUUCAACAUCUAGGUCAACCAAAAUUUCUUUUAUGUCCAACACAGUACUGUGCAACUCGUGCAAUGCCAAAUGUAACAUCUUCGGAGUAUCUUAAUACGCUUGGUAAUAAACUAGCACAGGAAAUUGACAUAAUGUGGACUGGUCCUAAAGUAAUAUCAAGACUUCUGACUGUCGAGUCCAUAGAGGAAAUAACAGAGGUUUUAAGAAGGCCACCAGUCAUAUGGGAUAAUUUGCAUGCUAAUGAUUAUGAUCAAAAAAGAGUAUUUCUAGGUCCAUAUUCUGGUAGAUCUCCUGAUCUGAUUCCUAGAUUGAGGGGUGUUUUAACGAAUCCUAAUUGCGAGUACGGAGCAAACUUUAUAGCAAUUCAUACUUUGGCUCAGUGGAGCAGAUGUAAUAUAGAUGGAAAGAGAGACUUGAAUGAUUCUGUAUCAGCUGACAUAAGAUUAGAAACAGAAACAGAGGAUGGUUUGCUUGGUGAAGAUGUACUUCCUUCAACAAUGUCACCGAAUAUAUAUCAUCCCCGACAUGCUUUAAAAAUGGCCAUAAAUGACUGGUUACUAGAAUUUAACAAAAAGAGGGCAGCGUGGGGCGUUAUAGCAAAACCACAGCCGUGUGUGGCCCCAACGAUACCAAUACCAAUAAUACCUUCUGUAAAUACUUGUAUGAGUCUUACAUCAACUACAACUACUACCGUUCCUGCGACAGCUGGACCAGUAACCAAUUCCAGCCAUCUUCAAGCAUUGGCCGAAGUUUGCUCGACAGUAACAACAAGCGAUAAUUUCGUACCGCCCACUGGUCCAGUGAUGAACUCAUUAGUAUCGGAGACAACUGUUAUCAGUGAACCUAUAAUUUCAGCAAUUUCCACUAAUACAGGAACCGUGUCAACUACGAAUGUACUGUCGGUCGUAGAACCUAUGGAUUGUAAUACAACGCCUAAUAAUUCUCCAGCGCAUGCAGCCAAGAUUCAGGCGGAAGACGAUGUUAUGAUAGAGAAUGCAUCUACUUGUAGCGAGGCAUCUGGUAGUAUGCAAGUUGAAGUGGACAGCGCGUCUCCGAUAGUAAAUGGUACACAAAUGAUUGUGGAGAAUGAUAGUGAAAAUCAUGAUACUACCGACAAUACGGAUCAAGAAUCACAAGAUUCUAUUGAUGCUGAUAAAAGAUUAACGUCGGAAGAUCUUUCGUUACUAUGCGAUCUAUUUUAUUUGCCGUUUGAACAUGGUGGUCAAGGUAUUCAGUUGUUACAAGAAUUUAACUGGCUAAAAAGUAAUGCUCAUGUCGUCAUGAAAAAGUUAAAAGAAGAUGAGAGUGUAUCUCAGUCGGACGUUGAAGAAUGGCACGCAAGAGCGGCAAAAAUGAACGACAUGUGCAAUGCCGUGAACAGACUAUUUCAACGGCUUACAUAUUGUAAUAAUCGUGAGUUGCUGUACGAUUUGUAUUCGUAUGUUUGGGAUAUGAGAGGAGUCGUGUCCCUCUUAAACAGUUACGUGAAAUGGUUGGCGUUUGGCAGAUUCCCGUCAACGAUGACAUCAUUUACCCAGGGGAGCUACACAUGGUUCUCGAAUGGCUGGAAAGAAACAUUUAUGAGCGGAGAUCAAGAGCCAUGGGUUUUCCGUGGGGGUCUCACAGCUGAUCUACAGAGACUAAUUCCAGUGGAUAGUGGAAAUGAUCUAUUCGUUUACAAAGCACCAGAAGUGCCUAGUAGUAAGAUUUAUACAAUUAGGCCUUACUUAUCCAGCGAUGAAGAAGGAGUUUAUGCCGUAUGCAAUAAACUUUAUGGUUCCACAAUAUCGUCUGCAGUGGCAGAUAGAUUGGUUGGUGGUUUUCUAACUUUAAGUCCAGAACUUUGUAUGGUUGUCGAAGACGAGAGCGGUAUAGUGGGUUAUGCAUUGGCUGCCUUGAAUGUGAAGACUUACAACCAAAAGUUAGCGGUUUCUUGGAUACCCGAGUUACGUUUAAAAUACCCAUUGGACGAUAGUAUAAAUGAUAUGUCUCAAAAUGUUCAGGAUGCCAUACGAUACUUUCAUUCAUUUGUCCCGGAGGUAUCUGAGCAAUUAUGCAGGCAACAUCCGUCAAAUCUUUUGUGCGCAGUGUUGCCAUGUUUGACAGAUCAGUCUGUUCCUAAACGACUAAUUACGUGUAUUCUCGCUGCUCUGAGAGCAAAUGGUUCUUUUGGAGUACACACCACUAUGUCCAGCAUCGAGAAAGAGUCGCAAGAGUUUUAUAGUAAAUUAGGUUUUGUUGACCUGAAUCAAGCGCACGAAGAACACUCUGGAAUCAAAACUAUGUGCAGAAGUUUCUAACAGAGAGUGAGCACGCCGGUAAUAUUUGUAAAUAAGGUUUACUUGUUCGAACCAUCUUCAAAGAAAACUUCUAAUGUUUAGAAGUAGCCAAGAUCGUGUGGGAAUACGGUAAUUUCUAGAUGAAUUCGUGGACACAUUUCUGUCUGUUCUAUUUUACAAGGACAGAAUAUAUUAUUCGUCGAAAGAAAUGGAUAUCUUUUUGUAAGGAAAAAAGAUCUUGAGAGAGGUUCUCUACAUCAUACGUUCAUUGAUAAAUCAUAUUUUCUUUCUGAGAACUGUCCCAGAACAUCUGCCUUCUUAAAUUAGAGAAUCACCUAAAUGUGUUUAACAAUAUAUUCGUACAUAUGAUAUGUAUAUACAGAGUAUGUCGCUAAAGAAAAACGUGAAAGAGAUCGCGGUGAAAAGUGUAAAAUGUGCAAUAGUAAGAAUUACUGGAAUAGCAAGGCGGUAAUGGAAUAGCAGAAAAGCGAAUAUGUUAAUUUUAUAAAAAUUUGCAUUUGUGUGUUAGAUCGCUGCGAAACUUUAGUGUAUCUGGUAUGCUUGUAUAUUAAUAGUAAGGUUUCUUUAAAAAGGAUGUAUAUAACGUGUUGUUGGGUCGUCUACGGCGAAAAAAUAUGUCAGUAUGUCUCUGUGUGUUUGUGUAUUCAAGUGAUAAAUUAUAAUUAUCGAAGCUUUUUAACUCAUUGAAGGAUAUUUUUUUAUCGAAAUCGAUCACGUGCGCGGAUAAUUGUGAACAGAAUGAAUGGCAGUUUGAUUUUUCGAAAUAUAUAAUUAUUUGUUACAAGAAUGCUAGGCACAAAAUCUAAUUUUAACAUCCGGUUCAAGUUUCUUAAAGAAAGCUACCUAAUUCCAUAGGUAUUUUACUGUCUCAUAGUGUUAAGUAUUUUACUGCGAUAUAUAUAUCGCAUAUAUGUAUAGAGUUGGUUCUUAAUAUGCCCGCGCUAUGAGGUCUUUUUACUUUUAACAUUAUCAUUCUAAUAGUAGUAUCUUUUCAUCGAAAACAUCGGUAUUACUAACUAUAUCUAAUCGGCUCUACGUUUGCAAUAUACAUAUUACAUACCACAUGUGUGUAUGCAUUGCCACAGAAUGUGAUAUAUAGGAUUCUUUAGAAAAAUAGCAAAUAAUUUCAUUACCACCCAAAAUGUAACAAUACACAGUUAACUAUUUAUAAUCUGAUUGAUUUGUGAACUGGAGUCACAGGUUUUAUGUAAUUGUUUGUUUUGAAUAUUAAGUUUGUUGCCACAUCAGUAGUGUCAGUAGACUCUUAAAAUGUGUAAAAAGAAACAGUUGAUGUUUUUGGAAAGGAACAAAAAUCAUAAACUUUAAAUUUUCAACAAAUUAAUAACACUUAGAUUGUUGCGUCGAACCUGAUUAGUAGACACUAACGAAUUAGUGAUCUGUACCGUCUUCGAUGCGCGUCAAUGUAACGAAUGUACAGAACCAGAAAAUAAAAAGUAAUCAGAGAUAAAAGAAAGUACGCGACACGUGAAAAGGGAAGAAAUAAAAUUAAAAAAAAAUGAAGAUCUUAGGUAUCUGCCUUACAACUAUUAAACUACAUAAAUACUAUUAUAAAUAUAAUUGUAUUGCGGAGUGAAAUAUGACCAUUGAUUCCGAUCAAGAUGAUACUGUAAUAGGAUUUGAAGUAGUGCCAUGUACAAAGGGAGUUUGAUCAUUGUGAAGAUAAUUACAUUGUUCGAAUCUAUUUUAAUUCCAUUUUUACUGUUUUAUAGAAAUUGUAUAAUACCUACUCGCUAGAUUUUCACGAUGAUCAAACGAAGAGAAAUGUUAUUUUGACGAGAAUACUGGAAAACAAUUAUCUUAUUUAUAUUUAUCGUCGUAUAUGCACAAUUUUUAAAUACUUUUUACCACCAUAUUUCUCCUAUAUUAAAUACGUCCAUAUAUUUUUACAGAAAUACUAAUAUAAAUUCAUUUUAUACUAGUGUUGUACAAACAAAAUUUGUCGUACAUUAGUUUUCUACUUUAUAGUCUUAUAAUAAUAUUUCCAGUUGCCUCGUCAUGUACUCGUAAGUAAUAAUAUGUUUAAUUAACAUUAUGGAACAAUAUGUGAUUACUACUGAUUUAUUUAAAUAAAAAUGUCAAGACUGAUA